Molecule: messenger RNA, 804 nt
Organism: Cladophialophora immunda
Lineage: Eukaryota; Fungi; Ascomycota; Eurotiomycetes; Chaetothyriales; Herpotrichiellaceae
Exons: 6
Coding region: 1-804 (267 amino acids)
Source: RefSeq, a predicted model, not a curated record
AUGAAGUUUCUCCCUGUUUUUGUGGCAGUGGCCGCCAUCGUCGUUCAGACAGGACACAGCUUUCCUUUGGAACUCGAUGAGCGCGGAAAUUGCUGCAGCGGCCAGAGUGGGUAUAACCAACCCAAACGCGACCUUAUGGCCGCUAUUCGACAUGCAAUUCUAGUCAGAGCACCUGCUCCGGAGCCGGCUCCAGAGCCCGUUCCCGCCCCAGAACCAAGUCCAGGCGACGAAGAGACCGAUGGAAAUUGCUGCAGUAGCCAAAACCAGUAUCCGAAGCGUGACAAUGAGGACGAGUUGAUGGCAAGGGCCCCUGAGCCUGAGCCCGAACCUGAACCUGAGCCAGCGCCCGAGCCGAGCCCAGAUGGUGAAGAAACGGAUGGGAACUGCUGCAGCAGCCAAACCGACUAUGACCAGCCGAAACGCGACCUGGGAGUCGUGCCUGGAGCCAGGGAUCCCGAACCAGAACCAAUGCCAGAACCAAUGCCAGCGCCAGCCCCAGAAGACUACUACCAACCAAAACGCGACGUAGACGGUGAACUCAUGAUCCGAGACCCUGAGCCAGAACCGACAACAGUUCCUGACAUGGCUGCCGAGCCCGCCGUCGAUAUGGUGAUCAGGGAGGCCUCACCGGAGCCAGAGCCGGAGCCAGAGCCGGAGCCAGACCCACAGGGCAACUGCUGCAGCGGACAAUCAGGCUACAAGCAGCCAAAGAGAAAUGCCGAGUUGAAUGCACGAGAUCCCGUUCUGGCCAUCCCAACAAAGAGGUCUGAAGCAGCCGCUGGCACGUACGAGGACGCAUACUAG